Molecule: messenger RNA, 864 nt
Organism: Alternaria ethzedia
Lineage: Eukaryota; Fungi; Ascomycota; Dothideomycetes; Pleosporales; Pleosporaceae
Exons: 3
Coding region: 1-864 (287 amino acids)
Source: RefSeq, a predicted model, not a curated record
AUGGCGGAAAGUCUUGCUGCAAUUGGUCUUGCCGGCAAUAUCAUUCAAUUCAUUUCCUUCAGCUUCGCCCUCUUGUCGAAAACUAAGGAGUUGCACCAGUCCGCAUCGGGCGUAUUGAACGAGCAUGUCGACCUCAACAUCGUAUCCCAGGACAUAAGGCAUUACACUAGUAAAAUCAAUUCAACCAGCUCAGUUACGCAACUCGAUGACGUUGCGCGCCGCUGCGAUCUCGUCGCCAGGGAACUCCUAGACGCAAUUGCCGAACUUCAGCACAGACAGCAUGUGUCGAGUUCUGGGAAAGUUGCGAAGAGAUGGCUGAGCUUUCGGACAGCUUUGAAGGGUCUGUGGGGAAAAGCGCACAUCGAAGAACUAAAGGCACGGUUGAAACUGCUCAGAGACCAGGUAACGAUGCACCUAGUCUCUGGCACACAUGACAACCAAAUCCAGCUCAUGACCCUGUUACGAGACUGGACAAACCAGAACAUGCAGGCAAGCUACAAGUUCACUGCACAGAUCCAGAGACUGGAUGAUCAGCUUCAAGCUGCUCAGAGGCGCAUCUCAGAUCUUCAGGGUAAUGCCUUCUGGAAGAGACUCCAUGAUGACUUUUCUCGGUUCUCUUCGAAGGUUCAUCAGGUGUCUCAAUCUCACAUGAUCAUCGCAAGUCUCCGCUACGAAAGCAUGCAUAUUCGACAGAGCGCCAUCAAAGAUGCGCAUCAAAAGACCUUUGCCUGGAUGUACAGUGGAUAUGCCUAUGACGCAUCUGGCCCACGGGUCGAUACAGGGUUCGCGCAAUGGCUUCAGUGUGACAAUGGAAUAUACUGGAUUACGGGAAAGCCGGACCAGGUUCUGGGAAGUCAACCUUGA